This is a messenger RNA of Piliocolobus tephrosceles (Ugandan red Colobus), 1865 nucleotides long. RefSeq names its product secretin receptor (gene SCTR). Gene Ontology annotation, cellular component: plasma membrane. The transcript has 13 exons. Gene Ontology annotation, biological process: adenylate cyclase-modulating G protein-coupled receptor signaling pathway; cell surface receptor signaling pathway. Bases 261 to 1592 code for a protein of 443 amino acids. The record is from RefSeq and is a predicted model, not a curated record. Lineage: Eukaryota; Metazoa; Chordata; Mammalia; Primates; Cercopithecidae. Gene Ontology annotation, molecular function: G protein-coupled peptide receptor activity; peptide hormone binding; secretin receptor activity.
CCAGUCCCCCGCCGGGUGGAGGAAGCGCGCAGGAGGCGCCGCGUCCUAAUCAAUGGGCCGGGCGGCUUAGCGCGCGGGGCCACCUGGUCCGAGGAAGAGCAGUCCCCGGGCCCGCCGCAGGUCGGGUGGCUCAGCCAUGGCUCCUCUGGGCGCAGCGGCCGGCCGGAGCCCGGGAUCCUGCGCGGGGCGCUGAGCUCCCGAGUGGACAGAGGGCACGGGCGGGUGGACGUCGGGGCGCCCUCGGGGAACGUGCGGGCACCAUGCGUCCCCACCUGUCGCCGCCGCUGCAGCAGCUACUACUGCGGGUGCUGCUCGCCUGCGCCGUGCACUCGGCUGGAGCCCUUCCCCGACUAUGUGACGUGCUGCAAGUGCUGUGGGAAGAGCAAGACCAGUGCCUGCAGGAACUCUCCAGAGAGCAGACAGGAGACCUGGGCACGGAGCAGCCAGUGCCAGGUUGUGAGGGGAUGUGGGACAACAUAAGCUGCUGGCCCUCUUCUGUGCCGGGCCGGAUGGUGGAGGUGGAGUGCCCGAGAUUCCUCCGGAUGCUCACCAGCAGAAAUGGAUCCUUGUUCCGAAACUGCACACAGGAUGGCUGGUCAGAAACCUUCCCCAGGCCUAAUCUGGCCUGUGGUGUUAACGUGAACGACUCUUCCAACGAGAAGCGGCACUCCUACCUGCUGAAGCUGAAAGUCAUGUACACCGUGGGCUACAGCUCCUCCCUGGUCAUGCUCCUGGUCGCCCUUGGCAUCCUCUGUGCUUUCCGGAGGCUCCACUGCACCCGCAACUACAUCCACAUGCACCUGUUCGUGUCCUUCAUCCUUCGCGCCCUGUCCAACUUCAUCAAGGACGCUGUGCUCUUCUCCUCAGAUGAUGUCGCCUACUGCGAUGCCCACAGGGCGGGCUGCAAGCUGGUCAUGGUGCUGUUCCAGUACUGCAUCAUGGCCAACUACUCCUGGCUGCUGGUGGAAGGCCUCUACCUUCACACACUCCUCGCCAUCUCCUUCUUCUCCGAAAGAAAGUACCUCCAGGGAUUUGUGGCACUCGGAUGGGGUUCUCCAGCCAUUUUUGUUGCUUUGUGGGCUAUUGCCAGACACUUUCUGGAAGACGCUGGGUGCUGGGACAUCAAUGCCAACGCAUCCAUCUGGUGGAUCAUUCGUGGGCCUGUGAUCCUCUCCAUCCUGAUUAAUUUCAUCCUUUUUAUAAACAUUCUAAGAAUCCUGAUGAGAAAACUUAGAACCCAAGAAACAAGAGGAAAUGAAGUCAGCCAUUACAAGCGCCUGGCCAGGUCUACUCUCCUGCUGAUCCCCCUCUUUGGCAUCCACUACAUUGUCUUCGCCUUCUCCCCAGAGGACGCCAUGGAGAUCCAGCUGUUUUUUGAACUGGCCCUUGGCUCAUUCCAGGGACUGGUGGUGGCCGUCCUCUACUGCUUCCUCAACGGGGAGGUGCAGCUGGAGGUUCAGAAGAAGUGGCAGCAGUGGCACCUCCGUGAGCUCCCACUGCACCCCGUGGCCCUCAGCUCCUCCUUCAGCAACAGCACCAAGGCCAGCCACCUGGAGCAGAGCCAGGGCACCUGCAGGACCAGCAUCAUCUGAGAAGCUGGAGCAGGGCCACCCAUGGACAGAGACCAAGACAGGUCCUGAGACGGCUGGGCACUGCUGCGGGACAGCGCGUCUUCCCAGCAGGCACCCUAUAGUAUACCCUCCUUCAGCUGUAGAAGCCCCUUCCCGGGCCUUGGACUCUUCCGAAGGGAUGUGGGGCACUGUGGGGCAGGACAAGGGCCUGGGAUUUGGUUUGUUUGCUCUUCUGGGAAGAGUUCAGGGGUCCCAGAAAGGGACAAGGAAAUAAAGGGUGCCUGGGACGAAAUU